This is a messenger RNA of Oncorhynchus keta (chum salmon), 2474 nucleotides long. RefSeq names its product lysosome-associated membrane glycoprotein 5-like. The record is from RefSeq and is a predicted model, not a curated record. NCBI's taxonomy places the organism in Eukaryota, Metazoa, Chordata, Actinopteri, Salmoniformes, Salmonidae. Gene Ontology annotation, cellular component: membrane. Bases 684 to 1514 code for a protein of 276 amino acids. The transcript is spliced from 6 exons.
GAGAGAGCGGACACUUGCACACGCACUGCCGGUGUUCUCAAGACUGAGUUCACACUCCGUUGUGUGUGCGGGAGAGCACGUCGCCAGACUGCCAUCCACGCGCACACACACCACAUCAACUGCAACCUGCCCAGAAGGAGAGAAGAGGUGGUAGCACACACCUCAGCUGCAAUCACAGAGAUGGAAACAGCAGCAUUGCGGGACUGACUAGCUGCGGUUGCUGCUGCGAAGCUUUUUGAAGGAAACUAACUUCGGGAGAGAAACUUAACUUCUUCCCCACAGCGAAUCGCCUGAGUCACGCAGAGCGUCGUUUCCGGCUCCCUGUCUGUCUUAGUAUGUGCAGGGGAAACUCUGCUUCGCCGCCGGUGACGCUCACCAAAAGCUCUCUCAUCGUCUGAAUUUAGAGAGAGGAGAGAGUCUUAAUUAAGCUAUACAAUGCGUUCAGAUAGCAGUUAACGAAACAGCCGUGACAUUUUAAUACGCAGCAAACCAGAUGCGAACUCUCACAUUCACCUGGAGAUUUGCUGCAUUCGCGAUGAUCGUGACUACGAGACACUGAGCAGCUGUAUCCCUCCUCUCUCUCUUUCUCCCUCCCGCUCUCUCUUUUGUCUUUUUCUCUCUCUCGCUCUCUCUUUGCGGGUUCACUACAAGGCUACCAGCCAUUUAGCAAUUUCAGCAGUGCAAUGGAGCAGCUCAGAUUCAGCACCUUGGACACCGCUGGAGUUCUACUGUGUUUGUUCGCGAUCCUAGUCCGGUUUACGGUCUCCGCCGAGCAGGAGGGAGAGAACCUCUCCGGUCUGUCCACCAACCCGGAUAAAGACAUAUUCGUGGUCCGAGAGAACGGGACCACCUGCCUCAUGGUCGAGUUCGCUGUCCGCUUCACGGUCCCCUUCGAUGUCCUCGCGCUCAACGGAAUAGAUCUUAUCACGGAGAAUGCGUAUCUGGCUCUGCCUCGCGGGGCAGACAUAGAGGGGAAAUGCGGGAGCCAGGAUGCCCAUAUACACAUUUCGUGGGAUGAUAACGCCUACACACUCCGCAUCUACUUCGUCAAGGAAAUCAGUGGCAAUGGACAUGUGUGGAAAAUUAGCAAGGUGCAGUUCGUUUAUGACACCUCGGAGAAAACGCAUUUCCUCAACCCAUACAACCCUGGGAAGCACACAGCCAGCACCCACCAUUUGUCAGCGUUAGAGACCCCUGCUGGCCGCUCAUAUGUCUGCGAGGCUAAGCAGACACUCACCCUCAUCUCCAGUGACCACCAGAAGGGAGUGACUGUUGCCAUAAGUGACGUCCAGAUCCAGCCCUUCGACAUCAACUCAGAUUUCAUGUUCAGUGAAGCCUAUAAGUGCAUCACGGACCAGAGGGAACAGCUGGAGGAGACUCUUCCUCUGAUCCUGGGCUUCAUCCUGGGCCUCAUCAUCGUCAUCACACUCUCCGUCUACCACUUCCACCUUAAACUGACUGCUGCCACUCAGUCUCAGCUGCCUUGCGACCGAUCCAUGUACAACAACAUGUAAGGAACUGGACAUUUAAACAGCCACUGUACCACAAAUCUCCCUGGUCAAGAGGAAUAUGUAAGAUAUCAGAUAUUAUCAUCACAAUAGUACAACUCCAUGUUCAAGGUAAUAGGACAUUGAAACAAGCACAACGUGAUGUUCAAGGUAAUAGGACAUUGAAACAAGCACAACUCCAUGUUCAAGGUAAUAGGACAUUGAAACAAGCACAAUGUGAUGUUCAAGACAUUACAACCACUAUACUAUAAAAUCAAGACAACAUGACCACUCUCCAUUCAAGGAUUGGACAUUAGAACAACAAUCAUUGAUGACAAUUAUAACCGCAACGCUCCUGCCUCUCCAAAGUCAAACCAACGUAACUUCCCCUGCUCUGAACUUCACCAUAUAUUGGAGAGUAUGCCAGAACUUGAUGGAGGCCUAACUUGCAAUAUGGCUAACUUGAGAUAUGCUUUUGAGUAAAACCAUGCAUUGUCAAUUGGAGACUUGCGCAACAUUUGAUUUACGCGCAGAGAUUUUUCAGUUAGCAUUCCACCCAUAGAUGGUGUUCUGUUGUUUGUGUCCAUACAUCGUGGUUAUGUGGAGAAGCCUGCAGUUUGUCAUUCCCCAUCCCCUGUCUCUCUGUCUUUCCUGUGAACACGCUGCAAAACAAGUUGUGAAAGUGGAGAGGGUUGUGCUGUGUGCAGGUGUUUCAACGACCUUCAGAAAUCAUGAAAAAUAAAGAAUUGCAGGCAGUGUAUUUACUUUGGUUUGAUGGAUCCUUUUCCAGAUCCCAUUUUAUGGAAUUAUAUCAAGAAAAAAUAUGAAAUAUGUAAAUAAAACAAAUAAAACAUCUUCUGUAAAAAACUUGCAAAGAAAUUAUGUAAUAAUUUAUCUUCAAUCAGAAUGUCAGACGAAUAAAGUGUAUCAUUGUGAAAGAAAUGUGCGCUAUUUAAGCUUCAAAAAUAAUAAAUGUACAAUAUUUUC